Messenger RNA from Cavia porcellus (domestic guinea pig), 1077 nucleotides. RefSeq names its product stress associated endoplasmic reticulum protein family member 2 (gene Serp2). The coding region runs from base 89 to 250 and encodes 53 amino acids. Gene Ontology annotation, cellular component: endoplasmic reticulum. NCBI's taxonomy places the organism in Eukaryota, Metazoa, Chordata, Mammalia, Rodentia, Caviidae. Gene Ontology annotation, biological process: endoplasmic reticulum unfolded protein response. The record is from RefSeq and is a predicted model, not a curated record. The transcript has 3 exons.
AGCGCCCGGGCGGGCUUGGGGGCCUCGGGCGGCGCUAACGGGGGGGUCCUUGCAGGCGGGAUCCAGAGCCGCUCAGAGAGCCCAAGCCAUGGUGGCCAAACAGCGGAUCCGGAUGGCCAACGAGAAGCACAGCAAGAACAUCACCCAGCGGGGAAACGUAGCCAAAACCCUGAGACCACAAGAAGAAAAAUACCCUGUAGGACCAUGGCUGUUGGCACUAUUUGUUUUUGUUGUGUGUGGCUCAGGUUGACCACAUAAGCACUGGCCUUUCUUGGAGACUACCAGAACAUUCUUGAAAUUUGACACUUGGAGUCACCCUCUGAGACGGGCAAGUGGGGUGCUGGAGGAACUGAACCACCCUGGAGGAAAGAUGGAGGCCACUCAUCUGCCUUGGAGCUUCCUCUUCAGGAUCCGGGUGGACAGUCUGAAGGAGACAUCUCAUCGGCCAUCAGCUGCCUCAAGAUGACCUGCAGCCUCCUGGGUUACGCACCACCUUCUGCCCUGUGCAGGAGCAGCUGACACUGCAGAGUCCCUUCCUGGAAAGGAAGCUUCUGCUAUUCUAAUGUGGGUAGACGGCAUCACCUGCUUUGCUAAUAAUACCUGCAUUUUAAUGGCACCUUUCUGUCCUCCCUUCUGGCAUCUCUUUCCAUUCCCUUUUCUCCUUCACUGGAGGGGCUACCAAGGAAUACUACCAGAAAAUUGUCUUGCCUUUCACCUUUUUGUGCUGAUCUUUCAGUGAGCUUAGUGCUCUGCUUUUACAGUCUCCUGUCUUCUAACCUUUCUGCUCCUCUCUCAGGGACCCAUUCCUUUUUGCUUUCAUCUCUUUCAUUUGUCUAAGUGAAAAAUAAAGUUUAAUGUCCAAGGUUAUGUUGUCCUUAUAAAGGCUAGCUCUCUGGACUGUCCUAACCUCUUUUCUCAACAGCUUCCCUGAUUUCUCUUAUCAUCAAAUAUUUUUUUUUAUUGGUACCAGGGAUCAAACUCAUGCUGCCUGCUUGCAAGGCAGGUGCUUAUGCCGCUGAGCUAAAUCUCCAGCCCCCUUCAUCAACUAUUUUUAAUAAACAUGUUUUAUGAAGCCUC